CAGGACGGCCAGAUUCUCGCCUGCUGUGCAACAGGUCAAUUCGACCUCGGCCUGCAAUUAUGUUUUGUGAGUCUGUGACAUCUCAUCCAAUGGGGAGGGUUCGGUACCCGUCCACCGACGCGCUGAAACGUGAAAUCCACCGCCCCCGACCGCAGGCCGUAAUCAGCCUGAAGAAUAACCGGCGUCGCGGACGUGUUUCAAAUGCGCCAUCAAUUUAAGGGGAGGCCCCCGUCACAGACCCUCGCUUCACCCCCCCGCCGAGCCAAAAGACCACGGAAAGUACCUCACGUGAACGUGUAUAUUUCAACACAUCAUCGUUAGGCGCGUUGCGGAUGUUGAGAUGACGGGCGUGGCAAUCGGACGGACAGCCCGGCCCCGGCAUCCAAACCCGUCGGCGAAACGCGUUGGGCCAUGCUCAAGACAUUACCGGACGCGGCCCCGUUGUUCCUACCGGGGCGUGGGCGCUGUCACGAUCUGGCACACGAUCGCAAAGGCCAUUUGCCGCGUGCCCGUGCUCGCGAUGCAUGCGGAGCGACUCGCCACCGCCGAUGGGGGUGCCAUGCUGGUUGGAAGGGUCCCAUCAUGCCGCGAUCGUGGCAGGCGGCGACGGUGGUGCGCGACUCGGAAACGUAUACUCGAAUCGCGCGGGUCCUCCACGGACUGCGCAGUUGUGCCACCCAGCACCUUUGCUGGCAAGGGUUGCUUUGCAUCUGAUCCAGGAGAGCGGUACGCAUGCCCCAACAAGAAGACCCCAUUCGCGUCUCGCAUGUACUUCUCACUGCGUCAUGUCGGCCAAUCUUUUAUCUCGGAUUCAUCAUUGCCAACUAGAUCCGUUCUCUAUUCCCAGCGGCUAUCCAUAUUCCUCGAAUUGGCAAUAGCCGAUACCUAAUGCUUGCCCGUGUGCAGCGUUCCGGGCAGGCUAUGCGACGCGGGGCAGCCAGCUUGGGGAGGGGGCCGUCUCUCCGAAGACGCGACAAGGGGCUGAACGAACGAUGAAGUGGCCUUUUGGGCCUUGUACUGGAUGCCAGGCCCGAGUCAUCGAAUCCCUCGGCGAUGUGCCUUUGCCGGAGUCCAGACCCAUUUAGGCUGCUUCGUGAUCGUCUGUUCUGUCCUGGACGCCUCCAGCGACACGUCUAUCACGGUACCCCUAGCAGGGAAUCCAGUCGGUUGCAGCUCCUCCGCAACCCUCCGCAACAGUCGGCACGUCGCUAGUCGUGCGGGAUCUGCAGAGCCCUUGGUCCCGGGUCAGGUUGUAUGGCGGUGCCGUGUUCCCGACAAUUGAUAUCGCCUAAAGGGCACCUUGUCUGUUCGUAUCGACCG
Messenger RNA from Colletotrichum navitas, 1320 nucleotides. RefSeq lists its product as uncharacterized. NCBI's taxonomy places the organism in Eukaryota, Fungi, Ascomycota, Sordariomycetes, Glomerellales, Glomerellaceae. The record is from RefSeq and is a predicted model, not a curated record. The coding region runs from base 341 to 889 and encodes 182 amino acids. The transcript has a single exon.